AUGUGCUGUGGGUCAUAUAUGGGUUGCACCACUUCAUAUUGUUCAGGUAAAGGACGAUGUACCCUUGAAAAUGCUAAAAAGAUUGCUUUAAGUAGAGGUGAAUAUCCAACUGGAUUACAUCUCGAUAUUUAUUAUCCAGAAUAUGGUCAGAAUAUGGUUUUACAAUUGAGAUACAAGGACAACUGCAUGAAAAAAUACGUUGAAUUCUUUCACAGAGGUCCCAAUAAUUUUAUCCAACAACAAAGGCGGGAUCAACUCAAGAAAGAACU
Messenger RNA from Scutellospora calospora, 269 nucleotides. The record is from the annotation of a GenBank genome assembly. NCBI's taxonomy places the organism in Eukaryota, Fungi, Glomeromycota, Glomeromycetes, Diversisporales, Gigasporaceae.